AUUAUUUCAACACCCCCUCCAACUUCGACUCCCACUUUCAGCAUGACUUCAAUAGCAGCAUCGUUGAGCAGGGCGCUCCCGAAGCCGAAAUAUACCGGCGAGGAGGAAGAGAUCCCGCAACAUGCGCAGCAACGAGGUCCUCGAAUCGUUGGAGCCGGCACCAUCGAUGACACACAGAUCGUGUUGAAGAAAUCUGGACCUCCACCAUAUGGCAAGCGAUCAGGAUGGCGACCGCGGGGACAGGAGGACUUUGGAGAUGGAGGAGCUUUCCCAGAAAUCCCUGUCGCGCAGUACCCUCUGGACAUGGGAAAGAAGGGCCAGUCUUCGAGCAAUGCGCUUGCUGUUCAGGUUGAUGCCGAGGGGAAGGUCAAAUAUGAUGCUAUUGCUAGGCAAGGCCAUAACGACCAGAGGAUAGUUCACGCUUCUUUCAAGGAUCUGAUCCCACUUCGACAACGGGCUGAUGCGGGGGACAUUGACCUCGACCGACCGAGCGAGGAGGAAGUAAAAGCUUCCACCGAGAGGACGAGAGAUGCUCUUGCGAAGCUCGUCAGCGGUGCGGUUGCAGCUCAGAAACCAAAGAACGUCAAUGUUGGCUCCAGGAAAGACCCCACCUAUGUCAGAUAUACACCAGCGAACCAGAUGGGCGACAAUACAAGGAAGAAUGAUCGGAUUAUGAAGAUCGUGGAGAGGCAACAGGAUCCCAUGGAGCCGCCGAAAUUCAAACACAAGAAGAUUCCUCGAGGUCCACCAAGUCCUCCACCUCCAGUUAUGCACUCACCACCUCGAAAGUUGACUGCCGAGGACCAGGAGGCGUGGAAGAUUCCUCCUCCAGUGUCGAACUGGAAGAAUCCAAAGGGUUACACCGUUCCAUUAGACAAGAGGUUGGCAGCAGAUGGGAGAGGCUUACAAGAUGUCACUAUCAACGACAAGUUUGCGCAGUUUGCAGAAGCUCUUUUCACAGCAGAUAGACAUGCGCGAGAAGAAGUCAAGCAGAGAGCAUUGAUGCAACAACGGUUAGCAGAGAAGGAGAAGGCCCAGAAGGAGGAUCAUCUCCGAAUGUUGGCACAAAAGGCACGGGAAGAGAGGGCUGGCGCUGCGGGUGGAAGACGAGCAUCAAGAACGUCAAGGUCGAGAUCUGGCAGCUAUAGCGAGUCCGAGUCUGAACGAUCAGGGAGUGAUGAUGAGGAAGUUCGAGAGCGAGAAAAGAUGCGUGCCGAGAAGCGACGAGAAGAGGAACGGAAAUUGCGCCAAUCUCGGAUGGGAGCAGAGCGGAGAGUGCAAAUGAUGGCUCGAGAACAAAAUCGAGAUAUCUCGGAGAAGGUUGCUCUGGGUUUGGCGAAGCCUACCCAGUCUUCCGAAGGAAUGUUCGAUUCGAGAUUGUUCAAUCGAACAAGUGGCUUUGAUUCGGGUUUCAACGAGGAUCAAGCUUAUGACAAGCCGUUGUUCGCCGCUCAGGAUGCUAUCAGCAGUAUCUACAGACCGCGUGCGAAUAUGGAUGAUGGUGACGAUGAGGAGGCUGCUGAGGCGGAGAUGGGCAAGAUUCAGAGGAGUAAUCGGUUCGAGGCGCUUGGAAAGGGGACUUUUAAGGGCUCGGCUGAUGUUGAGGCGAGAGAGGGACCAGUGCAGUUUGAAAAGGAUACUGGGGAUGUUUUCAACGUGGAUGAGUUCUUGAGUAAGGUUGGCGAAACCUCGAAUAAGCGCGAGUAUGGAUUGCAGGAGAGCGACGACAGGAAAGCAAAACGAGCGAGGGUGGAUGAGGAUGAGGACUAGGGCUUGGCUGCGUGUUUGUAUCAUAGCAUCGGAGUUUGUGGAUCUGAUCAUCUGGUGCAGAAAUCGCGAGUGUACUGCACCGUUUUCCAGUUCUUCCUAGCAGGAAUAACUAAUACUUGAUCAUGAGUCUUGUUCAGAUCUUUGACAGCUCUUCCGUGGUUUAGGCUAAAAAAACCCCCCUUCCCUUUCCCCCCAAAGUCGUGUCACACCAUAAUCACUAAGCUUGUCUUCCCAAACAGCGACCAGGAGGUCAGGAGCUGAUGAAGCGGAAAGGUACUUACAUCGCCUCCUCUAAGAGAGAUACAUAGCCAAUUUUCUUUUUAU
Hyaloscypha bicolor E is the source of this 2094-nucleotide messenger RNA. RefSeq lists its product as uncharacterized. Gene Ontology annotation, cellular component: spliceosomal complex. Lineage: Eukaryota; Fungi; Ascomycota; Leotiomycetes; Helotiales; Hyaloscyphaceae. The transcript has 3 exons. The coding region runs from base 43 to 1770 and encodes 575 amino acids. The record is from RefSeq and is a predicted model, not a curated record. Gene Ontology annotation, biological process: mRNA splicing, via spliceosome.